Rhopilema esculentum is the source of this 3721-nucleotide messenger RNA. Its product is annotated as tyrosine-protein phosphatase non-receptor type 9. NCBI's taxonomy places the organism in Eukaryota, Metazoa, Cnidaria, Scyphozoa, Rhizostomeae, Rhizostomatidae. Gene Ontology annotation, biological process: protein dephosphorylation. Gene Ontology annotation, molecular function: protein tyrosine phosphatase activity. The record is from RefSeq and is a predicted model, not a curated record.
UUCUUGGAUUAUGGCGGCUGAACAUAACGGAGUGGAUAUCGACGAAGAAAUAAGAUAUUCAGAAGAAGAAACGAAAGCAAUUGAACAGUUCCUGUUUGCAGUUAAUGAGCGUAGCAACCAUCACAGGAAUGAAGAUGUGGCCGACCAUGAAACUGCAGUUAAAUUCCUACAUGCCAGAAAGUUUGAAACUGAGAGGGCUAUAUCAUUAUUCAGAGCACAUUUGGCUGUAUGUGAAAAAUUUGAUCUGUACCAAUUAAAUCCAUUUGAAGAAAAUUUGUCAUCGGAAUUGCUGUCUGGGAAAUUUACAGUAUUGUUUGGUGAAGAUUUCACUGGUGCAAGUGUAUGUCUGUUCACCGAGAGACUUCAUUUCCCAAAGAAAACUACCCACAGGAUUGUUCUUAAGUCUUUGAUUUUCCAACUAAACGAGUUGAUAGCCAGGCAUGACACACAAAGAAAAGGUAUUGUUCUCAUCUAUGACAUGACGAAGGCUGCCUACCGAAACUUUGAUUAUGAGUUGUGCACGAAGACUUUACGCAUACUAAAGGGUGCUUUUCCUGCAAGGUUAAAACAUGUGUACAUCCUGGCAGCCCCGCUUUGGUUCAGGGCCUCGUUAUCAAUUCUCUCGAAUUUUGUUGGUGAAAAAAUCACGAGCAGGGUUGAGACAUUAAAGAAGACUGAAGAUCUGCUUUCGCGAAUUCCGGCGUCGACGAUCCCUGUGCACCUUGGCGGUACCAGUGAGCAUGAUCAUGAUAUGUGGCUUGAAAUCUGCGUAAGCAAUUACCUCAGGAAAAACGAGGCAAGUGCCCGCAAGAACAAUCAGAUUGAAAGAGGUUUUGGCAAGACAAAGAGUUUUGCUGAUAGAUUACGAGAAGCAGCGGAGGAGGAUCGAGAAAGAGAACAGAUUCGCGUUGAUGGCAGACUGAAUGUAGACGAGUUGGUGAAUUAUAUGAAUUCAGUUGGAAGGCGUGGGAUAUACGACGAAUAUCUUUGCAUACAGACUGUUCCUCCCAGUGGAAGAUUCACUCAUUCAAAGCACCCUUUCAACUUUAAUAAAAAUAGAUACAGAGAUGUACUCUGUUACGACCAUUCGAGAGUCAAGCUCAAAGUGAUUGGUGAAGAUGAUUUCACUGAUUACAUCAAUGCAAGUUUUGUAGACGGCCACAACUGUCAAAAUGCGUAUAUAUGUACACAAGGUCCUUUACCAAACACAGCUUUUGAUUUCUGGAGGAUGGUUUUAGAGCAAAAGCCAAAUGUCGUUCUUAUGCUUUCAAGAUGUUUUGAGCGCGGAAGAGAAAAGUGCUUUCGAUAUUGGCCAGAAGAGAAGAAGUCGACCAGAUUUGAAUCAAUAACAGUGCAGAAUUUGGGGGUUGUAGAGUCUACUGAUUACAUAGUUAGAAAGUUAGAGGUGCAGUCGAAAGAGGGGAACCCACCACACAGAGUCACGCAUUUUCAGUUUACUGCAUGGCCUGACUAUGGCGUUCCGGAAUCUGCUGACAAGCUUUUAGAUGUAAUGAACCAAGUCCGGACAUUUCAGAACUUGACGACAGACUUGGACGACAUCAGGGAAUCAAUACCUUCACAUUCAACCUCAUCUCCAGAAAAAGGUCUUGUCUCACAAGAAAGCCCGCUAAUCGUUCACUGCAGCGCGGGUAUAGGGCGAACUGGAACGUAUAUUACAACUGAUGUAUGUUUGCGAGAAUUCGACGCAACCGGAACUGUUGACAUACAGAGCACCGUACAACGUAUACGCCGACAAAGAGCCUUGGCCGUUCAAACCGAGGAACAGUAUGCGUUUUGCUAUUCGGCCUUAUUGGAAUAUUGCUUAAAAGCAAGUCGUGCGAAUGAAAAGUUGUGCGGAAAAAUUACGAAAUGUCUAGAUAGAUUUAAGUCAGGGCUUUGAAUAAUGUUGGUGAGGAAAUGAGGAGCUAUAAAAGGCAAUUAUAUUGAGCGAUAUAGUUAGAAAAUUAUACUUCUAAAGUUAUAUGGAUGGUUAUAAAAAGUCUCCUCAUAGCUAGAAUAUGUUUGGAGGGGCCAGCCCCAAAUUUUGAGAAUUUUAACAGUAGACUGAAAACGCUUUUAAUAAACGACAAAUUAAAUUUAACAAGAUCUGCUAGCUUUUAUUUACUAACCGCAGGAACAGUGUUGAAAUGAAUAACUAACAUGUUUUAAUGCAGGGAUACCUGAUCUGACAGAUUUAUCCUUUCCGAUUUCGACCGGAUUGUAUGCUUAAAGCCACCAAAAUUUCCUUCCCAAUGAUAGGAAUUGAAGUGGGGUGGGGAUCGGGUGCUAAGUGGGGGCUUGUUGAUCGGGUGCUAAGCAAGUCGGUGCUUGCCUUGUUUCCCCUUUUAAUUGCCUCAAAAUUCAAGUCUUUUUCAAAUGUUCUGUGUCAAUCUUUUGGCAAUUUUCAAGUGUAAAUAAACUAGAAUUAUGUUGUUUUAACUAUUAAACAUUUGCAUUUAAUGUAAGCAAGAAAAUGUAUCUUUUGCAACUUUUUAUGACUGUAGAUCUUGCAAAUCGAGGUAAUCUUGUAUUUUUUUAACAUAGCAAAAUUAUAUUAAUACCAUGAAGCUUUUGAAAAUGUAAUAUGUAUAAUAUGAAUAAAUCGCGCUAGUAAUUUUAACUUUUUGAAUUUUAAAUACGUCCAAUUCUCAAGCUUUGAAAAGCAUUAUGAGAAAGGAAUAAAAAUCUUGGUGGGGAUUUGGGCGUGGCUGUUGUCAUUGCUACAACUGGCGGCCCAUUAUCACCAUGUCCCCAGGCACCUUAACCCUUUGCCCUUCUCCCCUCUAGACGACAUUUUGUACAGAUUAUGCAGAAACAUUUUUUCAGGACAAUGUUUCAUAAAAUGCAUUGAUACCAUUGUCCAUUUUUUCCAACACCAUUGUACUUUUCCAAUGUUCUCCAAUGACUGCGGAGCAUAUAACGGAUUGAGAGGGGCUUAAAUGUCUGGCAGGGGCUAAACAUGCUAAAGACCAAGAACAAUGACGAUUUUUUGUAAGGUUUUAGAUACAAUUUGGACAUUACUAGGGGGCUAUAGCCCACUCAGCCCCCCUCCGCUUCCUCGAUUCCUGGUGUUCUCUUUAAAAAACUUUGUAACUGGCAUCAAUUGCAAUCUCCCUUCCCUCACAAAGCAAGGCUUUCUGAAGUUUAGAUCUACUAUUCUCAUCUUACGAGAAUCACAACAACAGAAUUGCUUUGUUGUUUCAAUGUUGUUUCAAAUCAAUGUUGUUUCACAAUUUUGUGAACGAUUGUAGGACCAAUUCGUAUUGCUCUCCAUAUAGAGAAAGCGUUUUGAGGGGAUGUUGGUACCCCCUAUUAUGAUUCAUAUUUGUUAUCAAAAGCAUAUUAUUUUAUACAGGUAUUCAUGCAAACAAUUAAUGGAAUAUAUAUCGUGUAUAUAGGCAUUUAUAUAAACGGAUGUCAUUUUAUUUCUAUAUAAUUCUCACGUGUAAAAACCCAUAAUUUAUUAUCGGACACAAUUUUACAGGAAAAUUUUUGAUUAGCAACCUAGCUUUUCUUCGAUCAGUUCUCUUGUUCAUUCCAAUAUGACAAACGUUUGCACACAUGAUUAUAUAGGCUUUGCUAAUUGAAUAACAGAAAGUUGAUUCUAUUCAAAUUUGUUGACGUUCCUUCAUUUCGUUAUUGCUUUACGCCACGGCAAGAGGAGUUGCUACAAAUUCUUUGCAAUAACUACCGCCAUUUGAGUAACAAAAGGUACCGUAAG